AUGGGGCCGAGGAGUCUCCGCGCCCUCCUCCUCCUCCUGCUGCUCCUCCUGCUGCAUCUGGUGGCGGGCGCUGCGGAGCUGCGGAGCUGCGAGGAUGCCCGGAAAGUUUUCCAGUUGCGGCAGCUCGGGCCCCUCCGGGGCUUCCCGCAGGCGCCGCGGGCAGGAGUUGAUCUCCAAGUUUGUUCUUCUAAAAAUCCAACAUGCUGUACCAAAAAGAUGGAAGAAAGAUAUCAGACUGCAGCAAGGCAAGAUAUACAGCAAGUCAUUCAAGCAACAAGUGCUACAUUAAAAUUUUUAAUAUCUCGUAAUGCAGCGGCUUUUCAAGAAACCUUUGAAACGCUGAUCAAACUAGCUGAGAAUUACACAAGCACACUCUUCUGCAAUGCAUAUAGGAACAUGGCUGGUGAGGCUGCUACACACAUUCAGGAGUUUUUCACUGAUGUUGGGCUCUUCAUAUUUGGCACAGAUGUUAGCACAGAGGAAUUUGUGAACAGAUUUUUUGACACCCUCUUCCCAAUAGCCUACAGUCACAUGAUUAAGCCCGGUCUGACGGAUGUUUCCCUGGAGUAUGCCGAAUGCCUGCGAAUGGCRACGAGGGAUAUCAGGCCCUUUGGCAGCGUUCCCAAAGUAGUUGCAAGGCAAAUGGGAAGAUCCCUGUUGCUCAGCCGGACUUUCUUGCAGGCUCUUAAUCUGGGCAUCGAAGUAAUCAAUACGACGGAUCACCUGCAUUUCUCCAAGGACUGCAGCAGAGCGUUGCUGCGGAUGCAGUACUGCCCCCAUUGCCAAGGGCUGAYGUUGAGUAAGCCGUGCAUGGGCUACUGCCUCAACGUGGUUCGGGGUUGCCUGGCCAACCUGGCAGAAGUGGAUCUUCACUGGCGGGGGUAUGUUCAGUCCCUGGAAGAGCUCUCCAGCGCCAUGCAUGGGACAUACGAUCUCGAGCACGUGCUUCUGAAUUUUCAUUCACUUGUUAACGAUGCUCUCAUACAAGCCCAUAUCAAUGGCCCAGAAUUAUCUGAACAGGCGAACAAGAUAUGUGGUCCUCCUGUAAGAAAGCCCACACAGUCACCGGGUUGCUCCUUUGAUCAGAACAAAGAUAAUCAAGGAUUGAAGAUGUUCUCAAGAGACAGUGAAGAAACCCUUGCCAACAGAAGAAAGUCAUUUAUCGGCCACCUCCGUCUCUACAGAGCUUUCUAUGGUGGCCUGGCUGAUCAGCUGUGUGCCAAUGAGUUAGCAGCCGCUGAUGGACUACCAUGCUGGAAUGGAGAAGAUGUUGUAAAAAGCUACACUCAUCGUGUGGUUGGCAGUGGAAUCAAAGCUCAAUCUGGGAAUCCAGAAGUAAAAGUGAAAGGAACAGAUCCUGUAAUAAGUCAAAUUAUUGACAAGCUGAAACAUGUUAUUCAGGUGAAUGUUGGAAGUAAGUCUCUGGCAACUGGGCCAUCUGUACAUCUAGCCACAACUACAGGACAAAAACUUGACCCUAUAGAAAUCAACAGUUUUGCAGAUUCCAUAUUUCAGUCAGAAAAUACAGGUUUCUACUUUGAUCUGAAGACUUAG
This is a messenger RNA of Nothoprocta perdicaria, 1554 nucleotides long. It is a transcript of the gene GPC5, whose product is annotated as glypican 5. Lineage: Eukaryota; Metazoa; Chordata; Aves; Tinamiformes; Tinamidae. Gene Ontology annotation, cellular component: cell surface; extracellular region; plasma membrane. Gene Ontology annotation, biological process: positive regulation of canonical Wnt signaling pathway; cell migration; regulation of protein localization to membrane. The transcript has 8 exons. The record is from RefSeq and is a predicted model, not a curated record. Bases 1 to 1554 code for a protein of 517 amino acids.